AUUAUGGGAUUUUGUUCUAUUCUGGUCGCCACUGAGCUUUGAGACGAAAUGAAGCUACAGUCAAAAUAUAGGCUUGUACUGCACACUCGCCUCCCGUAGGAUAUGCGCGAUAAUAAGGUGCUGUCCUCAUCUACCACAUUAUUGGCAAAUGAAAGAAUAAUAUCUGAGCUGCACUUGGUGUCGUCAUCCACUCUGACAGCCACACCAUGUCGACUUCCGGGACGUUCGUGCUGGACAACGGAGCGUCGCUGAUCAAGGCGGGGCUGGCGUCGCGCAAGGAGCCGCUGGUCAUGCCAAACGCCAUCAUGAAGGCGAAGAGCGAGCGACGCAGGCCUUUCAUCGGUAACCAGAUCGACGAGUGCCGCGACGCCUCCAGCCUCUUCUACAUCCUGGCCUUUCAGAAGGGCUACCUGGUCAACUGGGACGUGCAGAAGACGGUGUGGGACUACCUGGUGGGCAAGGAGUGCCUGAACGUCAACCCCAGCCGCCUGAACGUGAUCGUCACCGAGCCGUUCUUCAACUUCCGCUCAGUGCAGGAGGCUGUGAGCGAGAUGUUCUUCGAGGAGUACGAGGUGGCGGGUCUGCUGCGCACGAACGCCGGUGACCUGUGUGUGGGCGCAGAGCAGCAGCGGCACCCAGAGCAGCUCUGCUGCCUGCUGGUCGACUCUGGCUACAGCUUCACGCACGUCGUGCCCUACAUCCAGGGCAAGAAGCGGCGCGAGGCCAUCCGACGCAUCGACGUCGGCGGCAAGGUGUUGACCAACCACCUCAAGGAAAUCAUCUCCUACCGCCAGCUGCACGUCAUGGACGAGACGUACGUGGUGAACCAGCUGAAGGAGGAUUGCUGCUUCGUCAGCCAGAAUUGGGCGCGCGACAUGCGGCUGGCAGCGCUUCCGGCCGCCGACAACCCGAUCCUGCGCCACUACGUGCUGCCCGACUUCACCAGCCUGCGACGCGGCUACAUGCGUCCGCGCGACCGGCCGCCGGACGACGCCGAGCAGCUGGUGCGGCUCACAAACGAGCGCUUCUCGGUGCCCGAACUGCUCUUCCACCCGUCGGACGUCGGUAUCCGCCAGAUGGGCAUACCGGAGGCCAUCGUGGACGCCAUCUCGGCAUGCCCCGAGGAGACGCGGCCGCACCUCUACCGCAACAUCAUGCUGGUGGGCGGCAGCACGUGCUUCCCCGGCUUCAAGGACCGACUGUACGCCGAGGUGCGCUCGAUGGCGCCGGACGACGUCCAGGUGCGCGUCAGCCAGCCGGACGAGCCGGUGACGAGCGCGUGGCGCGCGGGCGCGCGGCUGGCGGCCGACCCGCGCCUGCAGGGCCGCCUCGUCACGCGCGCCCAGUGGCAGGAGCACGGCUUCAACAUCUGCCUGGAGACAUUCGACGUGUGAGACGGGCGCCACGCGCCAGACUGGGAGAGGGACGGGGUCAACACGCGCGGCGGAGACCGUUUCAGUGUGAGUGGGUGAUGUUGGAUCGAGCGGCCCCGGGGCUGCCGGAGCUGUCCGCUGAGGCCUUCGUCGUGUGGUUUGUGUUCGCCCGCUGUGUGCGUCGCUGUGUGGUGCUCAAGCUGUGCCGUUGCUCCCAAUGUCAUCGUAAUUAAUCGCUCAUCUGAAAUAUGCUGUCGCCGUGGAUGUCAACUUUCUAGUGUCGCAUAUAUUUUUUGAAUGUU
Messenger RNA from Pollicipes pollicipes, 1675 nucleotides. It is a transcript of the gene Arp6, whose product is annotated as Actin-related protein 6. The transcript is spliced from 2 exons. The coding region runs from base 207 to 1394 and encodes 395 amino acids. NCBI's taxonomy places the organism in Eukaryota, Metazoa, Arthropoda, Thecostraca, Pollicipedomorpha, Pollicipedidae. The record is from RefSeq and is a predicted model, not a curated record.